AUGGGCCCAAGUUUCGAUGUCUUAUCUUCCAUAAAAUCUGUAUUCCCGCACGUUGAGAAGCCCACGCAGGUCCAAGGAAGGCUUAUACCAGCCAUCAUGCAGGGCCACGAUGUUAUACUCAUGGACGAGACUGGAAAGACUUUUGGGAGCGUCCUCGCACUUCUUCCUGAGAUAGCUCGACCUAAUACUGGAAUAACGACACUACAUUGUUCUCAUCGGGAUUUGGCGUACCAAAUUGAAUCAUGGUGUCAAAAGCUAGUCACCUCUCAGCCAUCCACGUCGAUCGACCCAUCCACCGUAGUUCGAGUUAUCGCUCGUCCGAAUACUACCCUCAAAUAUUUGCGCAGAUCCGAAACAACCCUCCUCGCAUCCUGGUGUCAACCCCGGGUUGACGAGGUUGAAAAUCCCCUUGCGAUAUCACAAAGUGCAGCUCCGGAACUAUCACACCCCGAGGCCGCUCAGCCAUCGAUAACUACUUCUUCGCCUCAUGUGGGAGGGACGACGACCCAAGCCGCAGAUGGUCAUGAUGAGCGCGACGCUAACCCUCCAUGUGCGGUCAUGGUUAUUCAAGCAAACGGAUGGAUGUCAGAACGUGUGGUCAGGAUACUGGAAUUCAAGAAAAGAUCGAGUCGGGCGAGUUUGAGUCUAGCGAACACCAAGAAGCUGAUUCAAGUUCCGAAGAAGGAGAGCGAGGAAUUUUGUCCGGGGAUCCUGCGAGGAAUUUUGUCCGGGGAUCCUGAAGCCAUCCUGGGACUUUUGGACCGGGAAGGCGAUGGAGCUACUCUUGGCAGUCGACCAGGCCCGACGUAUCAAUUGCCCACACGACUCGCUAAAGGGAUUACAUUGCCUCCUAGCAUCCUAGAAGCUGUCGCAACAUCUGUCGCGCUCGACGUCAGCCACCGUGCACUUUUGGUGAUUCCAAAUGGAGUCUCAAUCGGCCCGGUUGUGGAGGCCCUCAGAGAACUUGGUGUGGAGGCACGCACCUUGAACCUCAAAGACGAAAUCGAACAUGUCUCAAAUCGACUUGAAAACGAACAGGAAGUGCACUCCAAACCAAGUUCUGCAACAACUUCAUCCGAUCGUUCACUUGCCGAGGACGAAGGCGAAGAUUUUGUAUCGAAUCCGACUUUGCUCAUUGCAACGACCACGGCCGUACGCGGAAUCGAUAUACCAACGCUUUCGCACGUUUAUAUCGUUGGAGGAUUGGAAUCAGAAGAAAUUUAUCGUCACGUUGCUGGUCGUGCGGGACGCUUUGGGAUGCCAGGAACCGUCAUCUCGUUGUAG
Molecule: messenger RNA, 1284 nt
Organism: Rhizoctonia solani
Lineage: Eukaryota; Fungi; Basidiomycota; Agaricomycetes; Cantharellales; Ceratobasidiaceae
Product: Helicase conserved C-terminal domain
Exons: 4
Coding region: 1-1284 (427 amino acids)
Source: RefSeq, a predicted model, not a curated record